CAGAUCUGUCAGUUGAUCUUGGUCAUUUGUCAAUGUCAUUUUCAUAAAUUGUCAAGAUGGCACGUCAGCAGCCAGAUGUUGAUGAACUUUUCGACGUUAAAAAUGCUUUUUAUGUUGGAAAUUACCAACAGGCCAUCAACGAGGCACAAAAUGUGAAUCCAUCGUCUCCUCUGGUAGCACUCCAGCGUGACACAUUCCUCUACCGCUCGUACAUUGCCCAAGGCAACUUCAGGAUUGUGUUGCAAGAACUGAAAACUGCAGAUCCUAUGCUGCAACCGUUGAAAAGCUUGGUGGACUACUUGUCUCCUGGUGCCAAUAAGCCCGCAAUUGUAGCUGACAUUGAUGCUAAGGUUGCAAAAGGCAUUGAGUUGACCAACGAAGUAUUUCUCAUAGUUGCUGCAACUAUUUACUAUCAUGAAGAAAAUUAUGAAGCUGCCUUGAAGAUCCUUCACGGAGCAGAAGCACUAGAGCUCCGUGCGUUCACUUUACAAUGCUUGCUGGCUAUGAACCGUCCAGAUCUGGCGCGCAAACAGCUGAAGGCUCUGCAAGAUGUGGAGGAUGAUGGCACCUUGACACAACUGGCACAAGCCUGGUUGAAUCUUGCACAGGGUGGUCCCGGAGUACAAGACGCUCACUACAGUAUAAUGGAGCUGGCGGAACGACUUGGCACGUUGGGAGCCGGCCCAGCGGCCGUGGGCGCCGCCGCCGCUGCAUCCAGGGGAAUGUGGGAGGAAGCGGAACAGAUGCUGACCGAGGCUCAGACGCGCGCGCCGCAGCAACCUGAGUUGCUGUUGGGAUUGGCUGUCACCGCGGCCCACAGUGGGAAGCCACCAGAGGUGUCGUCUCGCUAUCUAGCGCAGUUGCUGGACACACACCCGGACCACACGUUCGCUAAGGAGUACAACGCCAAGACCAACGAGUUCAAGCGCCUGUGUGCGCAGUACCAACCCUCUGUCGCUAGCUAACUCCACUCGAGCAUUUGUGCACUGUAGUUUGCGGAAGAAAUGCAUACAACUUUAAUAUUAUAAUCUUUAGAUUUCAAUAAAUAUAUUAUCUAUUA
Maniola jurtina (meadow brown) is the source of this 1060-nucleotide messenger RNA. RefSeq names its product coatomer subunit epsilon (gene epsilonCOP). The record is from RefSeq and is a predicted model, not a curated record. Gene Ontology annotation, cellular component: COPI vesicle coat. The transcript has 7 exons. Lineage: Eukaryota; Metazoa; Arthropoda; Insecta; Lepidoptera; Nymphalidae. Gene Ontology annotation, biological process: endoplasmic reticulum to Golgi vesicle-mediated transport; intra-Golgi vesicle-mediated transport; retrograde vesicle-mediated transport, Golgi to endoplasmic reticulum. The coding region runs from base 57 to 965 and encodes 302 amino acids. Gene Ontology annotation, molecular function: protein binding; structural molecule activity.